GCCAAGGCAGCUUUCGUCCGACUGGACGCUCGAACCUGUUAGGUUCCUACGUCUUGCCUUUGGCUUCUCCACACCACUCGCCCAACGCAGCGCUCAGUGCAGGGACAUGAAUGUUCCUGUGCCAUCGCCCCCGGACGGGGUCCUUACGGGGCCCUCCGACAGCCUGGAGGCCGGCGAGCCCACGCCGGGCUUAAGCGACAGGUCUCCAGAUGAAGGACUGAUAGAGGACUUGGCUUUGGAGGACAGAGCUGUAGAGCACCUGGUGGGAGGCCUGCUGUCCCACUACCUACCAGAUCUGCAGAGGUCCAAGCGAGCACUCCAGGAACUCACACAGAACCAAGUUGUGUUACUAGAUACACUGGAACAAGAGAUUUCAAAAUUUAAAGAAUGCCACUCCAUGCUGGACAUCAAUGCUCUGUUCACGGAAGCGAAGCACUAUCACGCCAAGCUGGUGACCAUAAGGAAAGAGAUGUUGCUGCUCCACGAGAAAACGUCCAAGCUGAAAAAAAGAGCACUGAAGCUGCAGCAGCAGAGGCAGAAAGAGGAGCUGGAGAGGGAGCAGCAGCGAGAGAGGGAGUUUGAAAGAGAGAAGCAGCUGACAGCCAAGCCAGCCAAGAGGACGUGAGGAGCCUGCUUUCCAGGUCCUGUCCCAUCCUGCUUCCUGGUUGUCCAGUGCUGCACACGGAGAGCGAGGCGUGGACGGUGCCUUACGCCCUGGCAUGCCUUGAAAUCGUUCCCAGGGUUGGAUGUGUCCAAGACUUCACUCAAGAAGCCUUGUUGAUACUUACGUUUUCAACUCUCGCUUAACUUUAAAAUGUAUUAUUUUGAUCUUAAAUCAGUUGUAAACUGAAAACACUGGUUAUUGUAAGAGUCUGGAUACACUUCAAAUGAGUUGAAGGUCUGACUGUCUUGAGAGUCAAUUUUAGUUUCAGUUUCUCCUUUUCUGAGGUCAGGCCUUCCCUGCACAGCCACACUGAUUCCUGGCAACUCCUUUUUAUUGUUUAAAGAGAAACUCCAAUUGUUUGACCGUAAUUCUCCCAGAAAGAGAGCUGCCAAGCUUUUAUGAAGAACAUGUGAAGUGUAUGUCACUGGUAAGGCCAGCACCUGAGACGUAGGCUGGGAGUAGAUACCAGACAGACUCUUCCGGCCAUUCUCCUCUGUUUUCCAGUCUUGCUGCUGAUAGAGAUUUUGGGUUUAGGGCAGGAUUCUAUUCAUUCCUCAAGCUGUGCAGCAAUAGUGGGCCUGCCAGAUACUCAAAGGUGUGUGUCUGUGUGUCUGUGUCUGUGUCUGUGUGUCUGUGUGUCUGUGUCUGUCUGUGUGUCUGUGUGUGUGUGUGUGUUCGCAUGUGCAUGCUAAGUCAUCACUGUGUAACAAUGUCUCUGUGUUUUUUCUUUUCCUCUUUUUUUUUCUCCUAGAGACAGGCUCUCUAUAAAGCCCUGGCUGUCCUGGUACUCACUGGAGACCAGGCUGGCCUCAGACUUAACAAUCCACUUGCCUCUUUCCCCAGUGCUGGGAUUAAAGUGUGCACUGCCACGCCUUGUCUGAAGUAGAACAGAGUCUGCUGCUGCUCACAACGUAUGUAAAGAACACAGAAGAGGCCGAUUGAUGCCUUUGCUGUUUUCAAGACCUUUCCCUCUCCUAUGUAGGAACUUACUCUGUAGGCAAGAUGAAGUCUCCUUGUUGGAAGUCAAGAGUGCAGUAGUUUACUCCCCAUUUUAGUGUUUAAUAGGAAGCUCCUUUCUAGCCCCUACUUUGAGUGAGCAGCACAAAGCUACAAAGGUGUCUGAUUAGAAUGAGCAUCUUUUAUAACCCAUGGUACACGUUUAGUAGGCUGGAAUUACUACCUCUGAUCACAUAUUGGGCGAUAAGGAGAUCAUUAAAGAUGACCAGUGCUAAGAACUCGUCAGCUUAAAGGCUUAACUGUUUCUUUGAAGGAGCCCUUUCCUUUUUAAUGAAUGAAUUGUGAUCUCACAGUCAUUGACUUGACUUCUGUUCAAGAAUACAAAUGAGUUUAUUUGAACGGCUGUUACCCUUUGUCACUUGCUGUCACUUCUAGAGCAAAAGUCAUUAGGACUUGCAGGACAAUGCCAUUACAUUGCAGAAUGUACUUAUUACAAUAAAAUAUCUGAUAUCUGGCAAAGGCUGGAGAUGGCUUUUCAUGCUGACUUCACACCAACGGUGUUAGUCAUUUCAAGUGUUCCUGGACACUUCCUCGGUCUCUUAAAGUGAAUCUGUUCUUUGUUUUGCUUAAAGUUUCUGCCAGUGAUUCUAGUGCACCUUAAAGGAUGAGACACGUCUGGGUCUGGUUGCCACUGGCAGGGUUUUCCACACUAAAUCAAAUGUCCUUUUCACCUGGGAACUUAAAAUGUAGAAUCCUCAGUUCUUACCCACUAGUUCUGAUGCCAUAGAAGAUUUAGUGUGCUCUACAUUAUUCUGAUGCAAAGAACGGUGGUAUAGACUGUCCAGGGAUUUACAUUCAUAAGCAAUGGAAUAGUCUGAAAGCUACCUAGUAAUUUGUGGAGUUAAUCUUAAGAAAUAAAUUAUUCACUACUGCUUUGGAUAGAAUCAGAUUUAAAACUGAAUCUUAGCUGGCAGGAAAUAAGAGUCUUAGUUAAUUGGACUUUUUGACCUGUAUCAAAAUAAAUCAUGUUUAAUGAAUGAAUGGGUGGCAAUGUGGCACAUAUGUUUUGAGAAUUAUAUUAAGUUCUAAAGACUUUUUAACAUAUCAAAAAGAUGGGCUGGAGAGAUGGCUCAGCAGUUAAGAGCACUGACUACUCUUUCAGAGGACCAGGGUUCUAUUCCUAGCUCCCACACAGCAGCUCACAACCAUCUGUACCUCCAGUUCCAGAGGAUCCAGUCCCCUCAUCUGGCCUCUGCUAGCAUCAGACACAUAUGUGGUGCACCUACUCACACACAGACAAAACACUCACCCACAUAAUAGAGAAAUAAAUCUACAAAAAGAAAUAUACAUCAUUACCCACACUCUAAGGUCAGAAGUCAAUCAGAAACACCAUGGGCGAUGAAACCCUAAAAUUUUAGUUGUAUUUCAGUACCAUGGAAACACAAUAACUAGACAUACCUUUAUAACAGCCUUGCUGUGUUUUUCAACAAAUAGAAAUUGGCCGAAAGAAAAGUUGCCUUUGUUUUGAUAUAAUAUCAGAUAUGUAUGGUGCUGACACAUGGGGCGUUCAUUUUGAACUGACUUCUCGUCAUGAGUACCAUGUAAAUGUGCAGACGUUGAAUGUAAUGGAGAUGUGUCCACAGUGAAUUUUGGUGUGGAUUCAGUUCACCAGUACCAGUUGUAUGCCCAAACACCUUUGACUGAUUUUGAUCUUACAAAUGAAAACUACUUUUUAUGAACUUAAUAAAAACAGCAGAUUCACCCAG
Rattus rattus (black rat) is the source of this 3387-nucleotide messenger RNA. RefSeq names its product biogenesis of lysosomal organelles complex 1 subunit 6 (gene Bloc1s6). Gene Ontology annotation, biological process: intracellular transport. NCBI's taxonomy places the organism in Eukaryota, Metazoa, Chordata, Mammalia, Rodentia, Muridae. Gene Ontology annotation, cellular component: BLOC-1 complex; extrinsic component of membrane; transport vesicle. The coding region runs from base 107 to 625 and encodes 172 amino acids. The transcript has 5 exons. The record is from RefSeq and is a predicted model, not a curated record.